CUUCCGUGUGACCCACAUCGAGGAAAGUAGCAACUAACAGACGUUAGUGUGAACAGCCACCACCACCUUGGUAAUGGCGCAGUCUUUGUUUGAAGCACUCACAGCCGGGUCCAGUGCUACAGAGAAUCAAACAGCCCUGGCAGUCCAAUCUUUACUGGAAUCUCAGAAUGUCACAGAACAACCUCAAACACAACAAGAAGAAGAUGAUAUAUUUCAAUGUGGACGAUGCAAAAAACAGUUCACGUCUCUCACGGCAUUUGUCACUCACAAACAAGUACGAUGUGCCCUGCCUGUUGUGGCACAGAACUCUCUCCGAGCGCCGAACACAAACGUCACUGGAACAGUUGUUUCUCAAGCUACCCCACCCAACCAGAAUGUUUCUUAUACAAACGCAAAUCAGCAAAUUCAACGGCAGCAACAGAAAACCUUUACUGGCCAACAAACUACAGAACCCCAAUAUGAAAUCCAGCCCAUUCUGACAUACAGUGCAGUACCACAAUCUCCACUUAACCAACUGGCCCAGAACAUUCUCACAGAAGAACUCAUGUCCCUGAACAUGGACCAAAAUCUGCAACAUGUCCAAACAAUGCAAACAGCAGCAGUUCAACCUGGUUCUUUCCUCUCUCCGGUGAUGUCGACAGUUCCUAAUGCUGUGGCUCGAAACUCCGCAACGCCAAACAUUACCACCAUAUUCAGCAACGUCACCUCCUCCGCUGCCGUCACCAACAACAACAACAAUACCACUGUCUACACCAGCGACCCUGUUGUCAGCCAGCAGUUGCAGGCCAUAACGCAACAAGUGCAACCAAUUCAACAACAACAGCAACAACAACAGCAACAACAACAGCAGCAACAACAGCAGCAACAGCAGCAGCAACUGUCACAACAACAGCAACAACAAAACAUGAACACUACUACCUUGACCACUCAAACCACUGAUAAAAUAUUCUAUCAACAAGCCCAACUGCAGCAGCAGCAGCAGCAGCAACAACAGCAACAGCAGCAGCAGCAGCAACUGCAGCAAGUGCAACAACAACAGAAUGGCAAUGCGGUGACUAUUACAGCGACAAGUAUUGGUGUCCUUAACAAAGCUCAGGUCCAUCGGUCAGGUCGGAAGGUGUUACAGUCAAACAACAUCAUCACCAUCUUGCCGUCGGUUCAACAAGAUGUUGACCUUCAGCAGCCACUGAAACUCCGCAGUGUGAAGGAGACGAUCAUGUCUGCUGCGGAGAGCAGUGAUAAUCGUACGGGAAACUGGAGUAAGAAAAAACUUCAAUGUGAGCUCUGUAAUAAGUAUUUUGCCAAAAACUUUGAUCUCCAGCAGCAUAUCCGUUCUCAUACGGGUGAGAAACCAUUCCAGUGCAUCGUCUGUGGUCGAGCAUUUGCCCAGAAGUCGAAUGUCAAGAAGCAUAUGUCUACUCAUAAGGUCUGGCCGAGUGGCAUGGGUUCCACAUUGCCUCAGCAACCGUCUCCACAGCCGUCAUCUGCUGAUGAGGCAGAAGCUGAUAUCACCGAAGAGCCUACUAUACCCAUGCCUCAACCUGAUUCAACUUGUGAGGAGAUGACAGAGGAAGAACAAAAACUAAAUGUCGUUGUUGACAACUCCUACCUGUGCCAGUAUUGCCCUGAGAAGUUCAAGUCUUACUUCCAACUGAAAUCUCAUAUGGUCCAACACAAGAGUCAGCAGGUAUACAAGUGUGUUGUGAAGUCGUGUGGACUAACAUUUAAGGAACUUGAACUCUUCCUUACUCACACGAAAAGUCACGAGGAAGACAUGAGUUAUCGGUGUCAUGUCUGUUCAAAGCAUUUUGCUACUCUUUAUGAUCUUGGAGUGCACCAAUUCUCCCAUAGUGUUUGUGAGGAUACUAUUAAUCGAAACGGUCCAAGGCAUUUCCAGUGUACCAAAUGUCUAAACAAGUAUUCCACACCAGAAGCUCUGGAACACCAUUUAACCACAUCAUCUCAUGAAUUUCCCUGUCCACAUUGUAAAAAAAUAUUUCCCUGUGAACGAUACCUUCGCCGUCACCUGCCAACACAUGGAAGUAUAGGUCAGUUUCCCUGUAACAUUUGUCAGAAGAGAUUCAAGACAGAACAUUAUCUGAAGAUGCAUGUCCUCAUUCACAGUGGAGAGAAACCAUUCCAGUGUGAGUCUUGUGCAGCAGCAUUUAACAGGAAGGACAAACUGAAAAGACACAUGCUUAUUCAUGAAUCGGUCAAGAAACAUAAAUGUCCAUUCAAAAGCUUUACAGGUUGCACAAAAGAGUUUAACAGACCAGAUAAGCUGAAAGCCCACAUCAUUACUCACAGUGGAGUGAAACCAUUUAAAUGCAAGGAAUGUGGAAAAGGGUUCAGUCGUCGUCCUCACUUGGUGGAACACGAAAGGGGACACAAAGCAGAUUACAGAUUCCAGUGCCAGAAAUGUGGUCGUGGGUUUUUCAGGCCCAAACUUUUCCACGACCACAAAUGCCAUCCGGUGAAGUUGGGAGCAGAUCCACAAAUAUUCCGGCCACGUAACCGACGGAAACUGGGUCGACCUCGCAAACGCAUGAUCACUGUAACUUCCGAGUCGUUGAACAAGGAAAACAGUGGGAAAGGAGUGGCUCCGAAGAGACGUGGACGUCCUCGGAGCAACGCAACAUCAGGGGUGACCACUCGGCCAACUGAAAACAGCAUAGUACAGCAGGUUGCAUUCAAUCACACUACAAAUAAUAACAACAACAACAACAAUAACAACAACAACACACUGCCGAAUUCAGAACCCGUUGUGUUAGACACGUCGUCUGCCAUGAAUGGGAUUUCUGACAAGGCUGGUGCAUUGGACAUACAAACUAAUCCUACAGUUACAGCCACUGCUCUUUCUGGAGCUCAAGUAUUAGCUCAGGCAGCUACUGUUCAUCAACCAUCUUCUGACAACUCUCUCCAGCAGCUCAUUCCAACAGCUACCUCAAUAGACAGUUCAGGUAACAUAAAUGUCAACGUAAAUGGUAACGAACUGUCAGCCAAAGCUACAGAUGCAGUGAUUGACCAUUACGUAGUGCACUUCACAGAAUCCACAGACUCGCACGGCACCACCAUCCAUGCUCAACUUAUCCCAGCGUACCCAUCAGCAGCUUCUGUGAUGCCGGCUAACACAUCGGCAUUGCAGCCCAUCACCAUUAUUGAAGCACAGCCGGUAACUGUGGCAUUACCUGCAGUGGCCGACACUCCUGCCAUACAAGCUGCAACUCUGCCAACAGAUGCUCAACAAACAUUCACCCAUUCUGCUACCUUAGCAGAGUUUGGUACCGAAAGUCUGCUUAAAGACACAGAUGCUGUCAUGUGAUACUUGGCAACCUAUUGGAAACCAAAGCCUCAGGAUUUUAUUUUCUGCUAUGUCCCCUGUAUCUCUCUCACUCUGUUUUGUUCUUGUUAUCUACUCAGAUCAAAAGAAAAACGUUUCAUAUCAUACUGCCAUGUUUUCUUAAUAACAAAUGAAUAGUUAAGAAACUUUCUACACCAUGUUAAUGUAUCUAUGCUUUUUAUGUGAAAUACAUUCAGAGUACACUUGAGAUAUAUAUAUAUAUAUAAGGGCAUCCAGCUGUUGAAACUCUGUCAAAUCAGAUUGGAGCCUGGUGUAGCCAUCUGGUUUCACCAGUCCUCAGUCAAAUCGUCCAACCCAUGCUAGCAUGGAAAGCGGACGUUAAACAAUGAUGAUGAUGAUGAUAUGUAUAUAUAUAUGUGUGUAUAUAGAGUUCCUGUUCCUUGGUUGCCAAACAAAGGACACUACUGAUCCUCAACUGUUUUGCUCCAACAAUUAAGAAAUGUUUCUGGGGCUCUUGUUAGAAGUGUAAAUGCAUUCUUUAAACCAGUGGUUCCCAAAGCGGGUGGCAUUGCCCUCUGAGGGCAGUGGAAACUUCCAUGGGGGGGGGGCGUUGAAGAAAAUUGGGGCAAUGAUGGGGGUAGCGAUUCAUGUAAAAAAUUGGGGUGAUAAUAGGGUGGCGAUUCAUGUAAAAACAACAAAAUAAUGGGUUCAUCAUGUUUUAUUUGAGAAAUACAGUUGCUUUGAAGUUGCUUCAGAAAGAGGUCUAUGUUUGUGAUGGUUAAUUUGGGCAGGGGACGCUAGGAAUGUUGCCUCGGUGUCAAAGCGGCAGCAGCCUGAAAAAAUUUGGGAACCACUGCUUUAAAUGGAUAUUGGAUAUGUUGUUAACUAUUUGAAACUUCCUGUGUUAUAAUAAUGUUGUUUGGCCUGUUUAGGGAAAUCUGCAGAUGAUUAGGAAUAGUCAAAUAAGGUAGGGGGGAAGGCGGAAUUAAAAAGGGUGACGGGGGGAGGAACUAAUCCCUUUGUAUAUUUAUUUCACUGUUCUCCCCCUCCUCCUCCUUUCUCUCUUUACAUAUCUACACUCCACAACAGUGGAAAUAUUACCAUUUGUGAAUCCUGGAUUUCCAGAUACCUAGUCAUAUUAGAUUACAUAGUAAUUUAAUUACUGUGUGACCUGAUAGCUCGUUACUCAGCUGGAGUGCUUACCAUGAGUUUUACCGGAUUCUCUGAAUCUAACUUUCUAUAAUUUAUGAAGUUGAUCCUGAAGGUCAACGUACCUUGGCUGUUAUAACUAAACUUGACCUCAUGGAUGCUCGUACUGAUGCUAUGGAAGUACUCUGUGGACAUAUAUUUAUAUACAUACAUUACACUCUUGGAGUGAAUGGCAUUAGGAAGGGCAUCCAGCUGUAGAAACCAUGCCAACUCAGAUUGGAACCUGGUGCAGCUCUCCAGCUUACCAGUUCCAGACAAACCGUCUAACCAUAGCCAGCAUGGAAGCGCUCCCCAAUUUCUUUGUUGUGUACAGCUUAGGUCAUAGGUGGGACAUGUAAAUGUUUGAUUUGAAGGGAGUCAGCUGCUACUCUGCAUGCAAGAUUCUUUUCUUGCUUCUCCUGGUAGCAUAUCAUAACUAGAGGAGGUAGACUCGGUUGUAUUCUGGCUCAUCUUGUUCCAAUAUAAUUAAACCUUGGGAGAAGCAUUAUGCCGGUAAUAAAUACACGCACUGGUUCAGUCCUUUAUUAAUUUAUAAACCGUAUUUAAAAACUAAAAACUAAAUACUGUUUAUAAAUAAAUAAAGGACUGAACCAGUGCGUGUGUUUAUUACCGGCAUAAUGCCUCUCCCAAGGUUUAAUUGUAUUUCUUUCAACACACGUAUCCACAUCAAGAAUCUUGCACACGAAAUACACAUACGAAAUAUGAUUGUUCCAAUAUAUUUUUCAUUCAUGUUAUCACUCUGCUAUACAGAAGGAUGCAAAGGGAAGUGGGAGUCAAUAGGGAACCUUUCCAACUCAUUAUCUUCAAUCCUCUUCAGUAUUGUGAACGGCAGGUAGCAAUAUCUCCUGUAGCUGCUCUUUCAUUUUCCUCAUUGCUUCACACUACCUGGCAUUUCCUUGGUGCAACUAAAUGUAGGGCAUCCUGUGAGGGAGAGAUUAGUCACACAUAGGUACUUCAUGUCCAUGCCAUCUCAGCUGGUGCCUGUAUCAUUUGGAUUCAUUGCUGCUUCUGCUGAAUUUCUGUAGGCUUAUCAUAUCUUGUUCAGUAAACUGGAGCAACGUGAAGUAAAAUACCUUGCUCCAGUCCACUCAGCUGACAAGAAUUAGUUAUACCUGUAUUUCAAAGGGCUGGCUUCGUCACAAUCUGUAUCAUGCUGAAUCUCCCUUAGAACUACUUUAAGGGUAUACAUGCCUAUGGAGUACUCAGCCACUAGCAGAUUAAUUUCACAAGCAGGAUGUUGACUUAGUUGUAUGCAGAAAUACGAGGGGCUGCUGAAAAGUUCUGGGUGUUGGGUAAAAAAAAAAAAUGAUUUUAUUCAACAUAUUCCCCUCUGAUUCACACAUUUAUUGCAGUGGCCCUUUUUUUAAGCCCUGUGAAAGAACUUGGCAGGUUGGGCCUCCAACCAGGCCUUUCGUAAUACCCUUAAAGCCAGGAACUUUUCAGCACCCCCUCAUAUAUUUCAAGCUUUCAUGUGUUGUGAGUCCAUAGAUCAGCUUUGAAAAGUUCUUUUCCCAAUACCUGGUCAGCAGGGUGGGUUUGUGUUUUUAACGGAAAACAAACAGUUGCUUGUACAUACAAGUCCCCGCUCUUUCCAUGACACUGACCUUGUUCAACAAAAAAUUAAAGUAAAUAGCUUGGCACUGGUGUUGUCACAGGGGUUGAUGUCAGAAUGUAAAGUGUUAACACAGAUACAGCAAGUUAUCUCGUCUUAAGCUCCAACAGCUCUGCCUACCUCCACUUAUCCUGGACUAGACACGACAUCUCUCUCUCUCUCUCUCUCUCUCUCACAUACAUUCGCACAUUUUCACUCCAUCUCCCUCUCUCCUUUACUUAGUCACAUCCUCCUCUCUCAUUCACACACUAUACUCUCCUUUUCCAUUCACACACUCUUUCUUCCUUAGUUACAAACUACUCUCUGUUAGUCACUACCCUAUCUGUCUCUUACAUUCGAAACCCCCUCUCUCAUUCUCCGUGGAAAUACAUGUGUGAUUGCGAAUAUGCUUAUAUGUGCAUGCAUGCAUGUGUGUAUGUGUGUGUGUGUGAUUGGCUUUGUAUCACUGUUCUACUCAGUAUUCUUCUAUCAAGGGAUAGAAAAGAACUCAUUAUUCCUACACUCUCUGAGUGGUUGGCGUUAGGAAGGGCAUCCAGCUGUAGAAACUCUGCCAAAUUAGACUGGAGCCUUGUGUAGCCAUCCGGUUUCACCAGUCCUCAGUCAAAUCGUCCAACCCAUGCUAGCAUGGAAGGCGGACGUUAAACGAUGAUGAUGAUGAUGAUGAUUCCUGCUUGUUAAAAUAUGAACGAAACUGGUUUGUCUUCUAAAGCUACGGAACAUUGUUAUUUAAAACAGAAUUCCAACAGAUCUUUUCACCAACAUUUCUUGUAUUUACCAUCAGAAUAUUUAUUAAAAUAUUUAAAAUUCAAUGAGAAAAAAAUUCAAAAAAAAAUAAUAAUAAAUAAAUAAAUAAAUAAAACUGAACAA
Molecule: messenger RNA, 6989 nt
Organism: Octopus bimaculoides (California two-spot octopus)
Lineage: Eukaryota; Metazoa; Mollusca; Cephalopoda; Octopoda; Octopodidae
Source: RefSeq, a predicted model, not a curated record